Messenger RNA from Aethina tumida (small hive beetle), 1220 nucleotides. RefSeq lists its product as uncharacterized. The transcript has a single exon. NCBI's taxonomy places the organism in Eukaryota, Metazoa, Arthropoda, Insecta, Coleoptera, Nitidulidae. The coding region runs from base 140 to 1033 and encodes 297 amino acids. The record is from RefSeq and is a predicted model, not a curated record.
GACAUAUACAUAACCUUCAAAUAAAUUUAUUAAUAACAAACUAUUAAAUUGACAGUAUGUCCCAGUGAAAUCCCUAAAUGUCUACAAUACUGAGUCAACAGAUUUAACUCUUCAGUAGUCAACACCUAGACCGACGACUAUGACGAAAAAAGUGAACUCAUAUAGCGAAAACAGUGAACAGUCGGACAUUGAAGAAUUAUUUGUAAAGGAAGUGAAAACUUUCGCAAAACGUAUGUUGAAAACGUCACUUUUUGUUGGUACGUUUCAGGAGAAACGAUUUGUCCAACCACUUGGAGAUUAUAGGGAUGUCAUAAAAAUUAAUUCCAACGAAACUGACUUCAUUGAAAAUUUAAUAGCAGUGAAAAAGAAAGUCGAGUCCAUUACACCAAAGAGAUGGAUUGGUAUUACGAGUCCCAACAUGAUCGGAGCGCCAGCUGGAUAUUCUCUGUGGGUGGAUUUGCAGGAGAACAUUCUGGGUGAUUACUGGUUUAAAGUGAAAAGUGUCGAAUUGUUGAAUAAAGAAUUUCGACUGAAAUUGGAGAUUAUUAGGCCUUUUAAAGUGACAUCUAUUCAAACAGGUGAAAGUUCAAGCAGCAUUGAAGACUUUAAUGUCCAGGAGUAUUUUAGGAGUCUAUGGGAUAGUGUAAAGGUUCAUACCAAAUAUUUUGCUUAUCAUACAUGUACACUAAGUAAUAUAAAAGACACUGUUAUAUUUUUAUGCCUUUUAUCAGCUGCUAUUGUUACUGGUACUAUUCAUAUAGUGAAAUAUUUAAUGGAUUAUUUACUGAAAUUAAUCAAAGCACUCUCAGAUCUGAUAAAAGCUGUAACGCCAGUUUUGGUGGCCACUAUUAAGGUUGCAGGUAAUGUUACAAAUACAACUGUGAUGUCAAUAGCUAAUUUAGUGCAAGGAGGUGCAAAGAAUCAGCCAAAGCAAUUAUAUCAGCCUGUGUACCCUCGAUUACAUGCUCGAAACUAUCGUCAAAGAGCUUUACCUUACAAAUCAUCAGUGGUGAUUACUGAAAUUGUGGAUUAAAGAUAUAUAUAGAUUUAUAUAUAUAUAUAUAUGUUUAUAUAUUUAUUUUUAACAUAAAAACUAAGUUAUUAGUUCAGAUUAUGGUAAUGUGACAAAUUAUGGAGAUUUUUAUAUGGUAUUUUUGUAGUUGUAUUGUUUUUCAUCCUAUUUUAUUAUAUAUUGUAUUAUAAUAAAGUUGUCUAAACAA